Molecule: messenger RNA, 642 nt
Organism: Aspergillus sclerotioniger CBS 115572
Lineage: Eukaryota; Fungi; Ascomycota; Eurotiomycetes; Eurotiales; Aspergillaceae
Exons: 1
Coding region: 91-588 (165 amino acids)
Source: RefSeq, a predicted model, not a curated record
AGCAGCGCGAUAUGGACCAAAUUAAACCAGAUUACUGUGUAAUCAGGAGAUAGACCCCGAAAUUUUGGCCGUCGGAGCAGCGAUGGUGUCAUGCCGCUGCCCAAAGCCGACGCUUUCCAUCGAUCUGAUCUUGAUGCUAUUAUCCAUAUCCAUGUUCUCAACAUGACACCAUUGCUCCCUCUAGUCUCUAUCUAUCUAUACCCCUCCUCCACCAUUUUACCCACUCCGCGUCGUGGUCUUCGCCUUGGCUUUGAUGCUGGGCCGUCCGUGUGGCGGUGCACCACCGCGAGAUUCUCUCCACUAUCCACCGACGUCAUCGGACGGGGCGCUGCAGCUCCAAGACGUUCCUGGCGACCCUUGCUGCCUGUCCAGAAUCUUCCCCCGAAGCAAGGAUCCUGUCUAGACCUACGGAGUAGAUACCUACAUAGUAUCGGCCUACUCCGGAGCCUGGUCGACUUUUCAAGUCCAUCCACCCCUCCCGGGAGUGACGGUCCAAUACGGGGGAUAUUUCCAGGCAGCAGGAUUGGCGCGCCGUGGCUGCCCCGUUUAUCUUCUUGUGCGCUGGACUACCUAGCAGAAGCAACCUGAAUCUAAAUUGAAACCUAAACACCAUCGUAUCAUCUUGAAGUGAAUGUAUCAUUC